UGCGCGUUUUGGACCUUGUUUUUGCCUAAAUCCAAAAGGCAGCUUUUAUCAAAAAGUUACGUUUUGGACUGUGCCAAACGCCAUUUUUCUACCGCUUUUUCUUAUAUGCGCGUUUUCAGCUCCUAAAAGGGCAAACAAACGCACACUUACUCUUCUUCAGUUCUUCCACAAACAAACAAACUAGGGUUUUAGGGUUUUCUUACACUCUUCAAAACAGGCUUCAAUGGCGGAAUCGAUUUGCAGAGCACUCCGAGACGGUGCGUUGCAAGGAGAACACGCACCGGCUCUAACCAUCAAGGACUCCAUUGCCUCACCUUACGGUUUCCACGUCUUCACUCACCUCCUCACCCAGCUUUCCACCAACAUUUUGGCGGCAAAAUCCCAAUCACGUGGUCUCGUGCUUGUCGCUUUCUCUCGAAGCCCGUCGUUUUACUUGGAUUUGUUGAAUAGGAAAGGCAUCGAUGUAGCUUCGUCCCAAAAAUGGAUUGGGAUUUUGGAUUGUUAUACGGAUCCUCUUGGUUGGAAGGAUGCCCUUUUGGCGUCUGGAAAUGGUGGGAGUCUCUCUAACGAAGCUUCGACUGGAGCUAGUUUGUGUAGGAAUGUGAAGGAUAUGGACAAGUUGUACUCUUCAAUUACCGAGCUGGGGAAAGGAAUAGUUGGACAAGGCAAAGUUCGUUUUUGUGUUGCCAUAGACUCAGUUAAUGAAAUCUUAAGACAUGCAUCUAUAUCAUCAGUUGCAGGCCUUUUAAGUAACCUUCGAAGCAAUGAUGGAGUUUCGAGCAUCUUUUGGUUGUCACAUUCAGACCUUCAUGAAGACAGGGUUACUGCCGUUCUUGAGUAUAUGUCCUCGAUGGUGGCCAGUAUAGAACCGCUAAAUCAAUCUGCAAAUGGGCAUAGAUGUAAUUGGGAGAGCCUCCCUUUACUCGAACGUAAUUAUUGGAAAGGGAAGUUUCACGUCCGGUUUAAGCGCAGAAAUGGUCGUGUUCAAGUGAUGUCUGAAGAAUUUCAUGUUGAGCAAUCAGCCAUCAACUUUAGAUCCAUUUCAUCCAAAGAUGAAAUAGUCAAUCGAAGCCUUUUGCCAAAGAUGCAAUUCAAUUUACAGCUGUCAGAGAAGGAGCAAAUUGAUAGGGCUAAGGUUGUACUUCCUUUUGAACACCAGGGAACUGGUAAACCCAUUCAAAUUUAUGAUGGUCGGAGAUCACUUACGGAUGGCAAUAGUGAAGCAGAACCUGUUUCUACUGGAAUAUUGCAGACAAAUGAGAACUCUAGCAAGGGUGAGAUAAUAUAUUUGCGUGAUUCAGAUGAUGAGAGACCAGAUUCUGAUGAGGACCCAGAUGAUGAUUUGGAUAUAUAAUUGUGUGUGCCUCAUUCGUGAUCUUGGACUGCCAGAGUACUGCAUUUUUGAUGCUUAUGGCUGCCAGAUUGGGUGGACAAGGCAAAGACCGGGUGCUAGAUAUGCUCAAUGAAACCCUGCUGCCUUGAGUGGAGGAUGUCCUAGUUCACCUAGACUUUCGAGGAUGUGAUAAUAGCGGUCUAAAAUAUGCGUGGAAGAGAAGCUAUUCUUUGGUGAAGAUAUGUGAUGAACGUUACUCAGAGGGGAUUCGUAUGUAACUGUUGUGUGAUUCGUUUCAAGUUUAUUCAUGAGUCAUGAUCAUGAAAUGAAAUUAUAAUCAGGGGAUUGUAUUUACAUUUUGUUAUUUGGAGCUUGUUAUGAAAAUAUAUCUUGUUGUUA
Quercus lobata is the source of this 1732-nucleotide messenger RNA. RefSeq names its product elongator complex protein 5-like. Gene Ontology annotation, biological process: tRNA wobble uridine modification. NCBI's taxonomy places the organism in Eukaryota, Viridiplantae, Streptophyta, Magnoliopsida, Fagales, Fagaceae. Gene Ontology annotation, molecular function: tRNA binding. The transcript is spliced from 10 exons. Gene Ontology annotation, cellular component: elongator holoenzyme complex; nucleus; cytosol. Bases 224 to 1354 code for a protein of 376 amino acids. The record is from RefSeq and is a predicted model, not a curated record.